AUGGAUCUGCUGGACCCAGUCUGGCAUGUGUCUGUGGCCCUGGUCUGGUCUGGUCUGGUGAGGCGAGAUGGAUCACAUGUGCAGAAGAAGAAGAAGGAAGGAGACCAAAGCUGCAGCAACAGCAGAAGAAACAUGAGAUUCAUGAAGGUGGACACUGGGUUGAACCCUGUGUCACGUGACAAAAAGGAGGCGGAGCGAGGGCCAAUCAGGAAGUCUCCUCAGGAUGUGGCACCGCCCAGACGGCUCAAGAGCGCCACCACUAAGGCAACCAAAGGCUCCCCAAAGUCCCAAAUCACCAAAAGGUACAAGUUCUCAGAGGGCAUGCUGUCAGCGUGCCACACCCUCAAGACACACCUGAAUGAGGGCAAGCGUUUACCCAGCAGAGAGUUGCGUGAGGUGCAGGAGGAGUGGAUGUCAGUGUCCAGUGGCAAGUGUGCGAGUGCAGACUUGGUAGAAGACUUCAUGUCCAACUUGAGGAUGAUCUCUGACCGGCUGCUGCGUCUUGUGGUCAACAUGGCCGACAGCAACGGCAACACAACUCUGCACUACAGCGUCUCACACGCCAACUUCCAGGUGGUGCACAAGUUGCUGGAGGGAGAGGUGUGUGAGAUGAACACACACAACAAGGCAGGCUACACAUCCAUCAUGCUGGCCUCCACACAAGAAGUAGAAGACAUGAAGGACAUGAAGGUGGUGGAACAUCUCUUUGACAGAGGAGACGUCAACGCUAAAGCUAGCCAGGCUGGUCAGACGGCGCUGAUGCUGGCGGUCAGUCACAGCCGUGUGGACAUGGUGCGAGCCCUCCUGGCCCGCGGGGCAAAGGUCAACCUUCAGGACGACGAGGGCUCCACGGCGCUGAUGUGUGCCAGCGAGCACGGACACACCGCCAUGGUCAAGUUGCUGCUGGACCAGCCCGACUGUGACCCCCUGCUGCAGGACAGCGACCAGAGCACCGCCUUGUCCAUCGCCAUGGAGACGGGCCAUCACGACAUUGCGGCGCUUCUGUACGCACGCACCAACUUCUCCAGAGGACUCAAUGAGGACCACCAGUGCCAACACUCUGAUGGAUGAACCCAGAAUGGUCGCCAUCCAACCAUAAUCCACUCUCAGAUCAAAUAAUUGACUGUCAGAUCAAAUAAUCCAGUGUGAGGUGAAGUGUGCCAAAUAGAAAUGGUGUCCAUGAAGAUGAUCCCUGCUGGCCCACAUGGACUCUCACAUUCUUCUGCACCCCAUACCCCACAUCUCUAGUCCCUUCCAGGGGGUCCCCCACAUGGACCCCCACAUCUCUAGUCCCUUCCAGGGGGUCCCCACAUGGAUCCCCACAUCUCUAGUCCCUUCCAGGGGGUCCCCCACAUGGAUCCCCACAUCUCUAGUCCCUUCCAGGGGUCCCCCACAUGGACCCCCACAUCUCUAGUCCCUUCCAGGGGUCCCCCACAUGGAUCCCCACAUCUCUAGUCGCUUCCAGGGGGUCCCCCACAUGGAUCCCCACAUCUCUAGUCCCUUCCAGGGGUCCCCCACAUGGAUCCCCACAUCUCUAGUCCCUUCCAGGGGUCCCCACAUGGAUCCCCACAUCUCUAGUCCCUUCCAGGGGUCCCCACAUGGAUCCCCACAUCUCUAGUCCCUUCCAGGGGUCCCCCACAUGGAUCCCCACAUCUCUAGUCCCUUCCAGGGGUCCCCACAUGGAUCCCCACAUCUCUAGUCCCUUCCAGGGGUCCCCACAUGGAUCCCCACAUCUCUAGUCCCUUCCAGGGGGUCCCCACAUCUGCGCUUCCUUCCAGGGAACUAAGCAUGUAAAUGAGUAGUUUGGGUACUGAGCUUAGGUCACGUGGUAGACAGCAGACUGACUACCAACUUAGGUCACAUGCAGACUGACUACCAACUUAGGUCACAUGCAGACUGACUACCAACUUAGGUCACAUGCAGACUGACUACCAACUUAGGUCACAUGCAGACUGACUACCAACUUAGGUCACGUGGUAGACAACAGACUGACUACCAACUUAGGUCACAUGCAGACUGACUACCAACUUAGGUCACGUGGUAGACAACAGACUGACUACCAACUUAGGUCACAUGCAGACUGACUACCAACUUAGGUCACGUGGUAGACAACAGACUGACUACCAACUUAGGUCACAUGCAGACUGACUACCAACUUAGGUCACGUGGUAGACAACAGACUGACUACCAACUUAGGUCACGUGGUAGACAACAGACUGACUACCAACUUAGGUCACAUGGUAGACAACAGACUGACUACCAACUUAGGUCACAUGCAGACUGACUACCAACUUAGGUCACAUGCAGACUGACUACCAACUUAGGUCACAUGCAGACUGACUACCAACUUAGGUCACAUGCAGACUGACUACCAACUUAGGUCACAUGGUAGACAACAGACUGACUACCAACUUAGGUCACAUGCAGACUGACUACCAACUUAGGUCACAUGCAGACUGACUACCAACUUAGGUCACAUGCAGACUGACUACCAAAUUAGGUCACAUGGUAGACAACAGACUGACUACCAACUUAGGUCACAUGCAGACUGACUACCAACUUAGGUCACAUGCAGACUGACUACCAACUUAGGUCACAUGGUAGACAACAGACUGACUACCAACUUAGGUCACAUGCAGACUGACUACCAACUUAGGUCACAUGGUAGACAACAGACUGACUACCAACUUAGGUCACAUGCAGACUGACUACCAACUUAGGUCACGUGGUAGACAGCAGACUGACUACCAACUUAGGUCACAUGCAGACUGACUACCAACUUAGGUCACGUGGUAGACAACAGACUGACUACCAACUUAGGUCACAUGCAGACUGACUACCAACUUAGGUCACAUGCAGACUGACUACCAACUUAGGUCACGUGGUAGACAGCAGACUGACUACCAACUUAGGUCACAUGGUAGACAGCAGACUGACUACCAACUUAGGUCACAUGGUAGACAGCAGACUGACUACCAACUUAGGUCACAUGCAGACUGACUACCAACUUAGGUCACGUGGUAGACAACAGACUGACUACCAACUUAGGUCACAUGCAGACUGACUACCAACUUAGGUCACAUGCAGACUGACUACCAACUUAGGUCACGUGGUAGACAGCAGACUAACUACCAACUUAGGUCACAUGCAGACUGACUACCAACUUAGGUCACAUGCAGACUGACUACCAACUUAGGUCACAUGCAGACUGACUACCAACUUAGGUCACGUGGUAGACAACAGACUGACUACCAACUUAGGUCACAUGCAGACUGACUACCAACUUAGGUCACAUGCAGACUGACUACCAACUUAGGUCACGUGGUAGACAGCAGACUGACUACCAACUUAGGUCACAUGGUAGACAGCAGACUGACUACCAACUUAGGUCACAUGGUAGACAGCAGACUGACUACCAACUUAGGUCACAUGCAGACUGACUACCAACUUAGGUCACGUGGUAGACAACAGACUGACUACCAACUUAGGUCACAUGCAGACUGACUACCAACUUAGGUCACAUGCAGACUGACUACCAACUUAGGUCACGUGGUAGACAGCAGACUAACUACCAACUUAGGUCACAUGCAGACUGACUACCAACUUAGGUCACAUGCAGACUGACUACCAACUUAGGUCACAUGCAGACUGACUACCAACUUAGGUCACGUGGUAGACAACAGACUGACUACCAACUUAGGUCACAUGCAGACUGACUACCAACUUAGGUCACGUGGUAGACAGCAGACUGACUACCAACUUAGGUCACAUGGUAGACAGCAGACUGACUACCAACUUAGGUCACAUGGUAGACAGCAGACUGACUACCAACUUAGGUCACAUGCAGACUGACUACCAACUUAGGUCACGUGGUAGACAACAGACUGACUACCAACUUAGGUCACAUGCAGACUGACUACCAACUUAGGUCACAUGCAGACUGACUACCAACUUAGGUCACGUGGUAGACAACAGACUGACUACCAACUUAGGUCACGUGGUAGACAACAGACUGACUACAGACUUAGGUCACGUGGUAGACAACAGACUGACUACCAACUUAGGUCACGUGGUAGACAGCAGACUGACUACCAACUUAGGUCACAUGGUAGACAGCAGACUGACUACCAACUUAGGUCACGUGGUAGACAACAGACUGACUACCAACUUAGGUCACGUGGUAGACAACAGACUGACUACCAACUUAGGUCACGUGGUAGACAGCAGACUGACUACCAACUUAGGUCACGUGGUAGACAACAGACUGACUACCAACUUAGGUCACAUGCAGACUGACUACCAACUUAGGUCACAUGGUAGACAACAGACUGACUACCAACUUAGGUCACAUGCAGACUGACUACCAACUUAGGUCACAUGGUAGACAGCAGACUGACUACCAACUUAGGUCACGUGGUAGACAACAGACUGACUACCAACUUAGGUCACAUGGUAGACAGCAGACUGACUACCAACUUAGGUCACGUGGUAGACAACAGACUGACUACCAACUUAGGUCACAUGGUAGACAGCAGACUGACUACCAACUUAGGUCACAUGGUAGACAGCAGACUGAGGACACACGUGUCCCAGCCUGGAAGUCCGCUGUGACAUGUGACGUUCAAUGACCAUAAAAAAAAUGUAGGAAAUGACAGUACUGAACUUAGAAUAAUACAAAUUGUGAAAUAAAGGGGCACAUUACAUAAUGUGUAAAUGUAAUAAAUGAGAUAAAAUGACAUUAAAAUAAGAACAGUAGUAAGACAGCAAGAUAUUGAGAUCAUAAAUGACCUCUGUUACAUUUGCAGUCUAUUCAAUAAAAUAUAAGUUGAAAAUGA
Messenger RNA from Nerophis ophidion (straightnose pipefish), 4835 nucleotides. Its product is annotated as KN motif and ankyrin repeat domain-containing protein 1-like. Gene Ontology annotation, cellular component: cytoskeleton; cytoplasm. The transcript has 10 exons. Gene Ontology annotation, molecular function: protein binding. Lineage: Eukaryota; Metazoa; Chordata; Actinopteri; Syngnathiformes; Syngnathidae. Bases 1 to 1071 code for a protein of 356 amino acids. Gene Ontology annotation, biological process: negative regulation of actin filament polymerization. The record is from RefSeq and is a predicted model, not a curated record.